Molecule: messenger RNA, 3929 nt
Organism: Neolamprologus brichardi
Lineage: Eukaryota; Metazoa; Chordata; Actinopteri; Cichliformes; Cichlidae
Source: RefSeq, a predicted model, not a curated record
GCAGAAAGCAGAAUGGCCUCAUCCUGUCAGGCUGACGAUGAAAGCACUUAUGGUUCUGAUGUCAGCAAUGAGUCAGACAGCACUGAACCAUCAGAUGAGGAAGACAAUGAGGAAGACAAUGAGGAAGACAAUGAGGAAGACAAUGAGGAAGACAAUGAGGAAGACGUUUUACCCUGCAAGUUUUACAACAAAGGAAACUGUAGGGACGGAGAUAGGUGUGCUUACCUACACGUCUGCAAGUAUGCUCUUAAAGGAAACUGUCGUUACGGCUCCAAAUGUAGACUAAACCACCCUGUAAGUCAAGGGGUGUCCUCCAGUGCAAGCAGCAGGACUCCGGAUCGGUCAUCAUCUAGUCGUGACCAGAGGCUUACUGAUGGCCGACGCUACCAGUGGCAGCUCAAUAACGGAAGAGGCUGGAAAGAUGUUGAAAAUGAUCACAUCCUUGAGGCCCAGUAUUCGCUGCCCCACACCAAAAGCAUCAAAAUAUACAACACAUCAUACGGGGCGGUGAGCAUAGACUUUAAAAGGAUGAAAGUUUUUGGGAAGAAAUUGAGAGUGAGACGCCUGGAUGACGGUAACACUGCGUGGAUUUGGUACUGCAUGUUGGGUCGUCAUUGGAUCAAGUAUGGAGCCAAGGAUUCAAAGGGCAUCUGCACUCCUGUGGAGAGCUCUGACAUAGAGGAAAAGUUUCAGAGGAAUCCAACAAGCUCCUUUACUUUUAACAUCAAUGGUGAAACUUUGGAGCUCAAAUUUAAAGAAAUGCGACAGGUGAGUAAAAACAGAAAGAGGAAAGUCACCCGUCGACCUACGUACCGGCAACCACAAGCAGUCGGGGGAGUUUCUCCAGCAACCUCAGGUUUCCAGAAUCUUAGCUUGGGCACUAAGCCACAGUGGGAAUUUGAAGGCGACAGUGGAAGAUGGCACAAGUUCAAACACAGGAAAAGGACUUCCACUGACUGCUCAGUAACCAGUGAUGACAUUGAGAGCAAGUACCAACAAAACAACAAAGACACCAUGCUCUUCACAGUGGCAGGACAAUCCUACAAUCUUGACUUUGGAGCAAUGAUCCAGACCAACGUCAGGACCAAUCACACACGCAGGGUGAGACCUGAAGCCCAGAAACGAAAGUGUAAGCCAUCCGUUUCAGUGAAACUAUCCGCCCGGCUUCGGUCCUCGAUCGCAAUGGAUUUUUAUUAUGAGAUGACGGACAAUAAUGAGGAGCAGCAGUAUCCCCAGAACACCCCAGUCAAUGGGAAGAAUUAUGAGUGGCAGCUGUCAGUUGGCCAUCAGUGGCAGAAAAUUGAAAAUGACCAUGUGAUUGAGACCCACUACUGCCAACCAGGAGCCAAGGGAAUCAGUAUCAAUACAAGCCAUGGGGUGGUGUUCAUAGAUUUUGAUACGUUACAGGCUAAUAAUCCAGGUAUAAAGGUGCAGAGACUAAGCUUCCUUCCUCGGGGACAGACGGAAGACAUAGGCUGGUACUUCAGAGAUGACCAGCUGUGGUGUGAAUAUGGAGCACAGGGUUCCAAAACCAUGUCAUCAUCAGUCAGCAGUAGAGAUGUUGAACAGCAGUUCACCACGAACCCUAAGGGAACCUUCAGAUUUACAGUGGGCCAUACACCCUACUUGAUCGAUUUCUCCACCAUGACGCAGAGAAACCUCAUCACAGGCUUACAAAGGAAGCUGCGCAGGCGUCCAAAAUUAUCCUCCAACACUGGAGCAGUUAGCUUGACCUCAGCCUUGCCUGCAGCUUCCUCCUCGCAGACUGGUUCUGUGGGCUACAGGUGGGAAUUCAUGGGACUCGGAGAGCAAUGGACAGAAUACCAAGCACAUAUAUGUUCAUUUGACAGCGCUGCUAUUGAGAGACAGUACCAGCUGAACAAACAGGGCUCACUAAACUUCAAGAUCAACAGAUAUUCAUACACGCUGGACUUUUCAGGUAUGUACCAAGUCAAUAACGAUUUAGGGAGAAGAAGAUCAGUUAGAAGGACUCCUAUGUAUGGUGUUCAGCAGAACAUCAGUUCAGGCCCUCAGGCACAAUGGCAGUUCCUAGAUAUGGAUGGAUCAUGGAAAGAUUAUUCCAAAGGAAUAUGCAGCACAUCCAGUCAGGAGAUUGAGUUCCAGUACAAACUAAACCCAUCAGGAACUAUGACAUUUUCCACCAGGAACUUUAGCUAUGAGUUAAGCUUCUCAGCCAUGACUCAGAGAAACCUGAGCACGGGCACAACCAGAACGGUGAGAAGACUUAAUCAGUGACUGAGCGGACAACAGAUUUGUAGGUCGGGGGUCAACUUAAUGAUGAUCCUACCAGUUGUGUCACUGCCCACCUCAGGUUGGCUCUCCUGUCAGAAGCUGCCUCCUCCCUUCCUCCUGCCUGAUAGACAUUUACUUUGUCCCCUCUGAAGACACGUUGUUUUUAAUGCAAGCGUUAUAAAUUUUAUUUUUCCACAUUUAAGAUGACUGUUAAGCAGUAAAAUGUAUUUCCUGUAUCAGUUUUCUACAUUUCUGGGUUUAGGGCUGGUUUUAGCAGAUUAUUCCACAUUUAAAUAAGUGGAAUCGUUUACAAAUAAAUCAGUGGGAGGAAAAAAAACUUCAGUUAACUUUAAGCCUUUUGUUAACUUAACUAUGGUUUCAUUAAAUUCAACAUGCUUUCGUAAAUCUUCAAAUAUUCACAAGUUCUUGUAAUGACUGGAAUUUUUAAAAGUUUCCCCUUUUUAUCCUUUGUCCUUAGCAUGCAUGUUUUUAAGAAUUUAUUAAAAGUGCCUUUUAAUCAGUGCACUUUGCUUGUGUUUACUUUCCUUAAUUGAGGUUCCUUACAUUUACAUUCCAAAAUCUAAAUUUGUGUUUUAAAGUCAUCAAAGAAAUAACCACCAUAUAUGGUGUACAGCUGUAUAUAUGUACAAAUCUUCAACCUAAGAGACCAGCACUGUGACACAUAAAACAAAGCCUGUAUUACACAUGCAGGACAGCAGCUGUAUACAAAUAAUCUUGUGGAAGAAUAAGCUUUCAGUUUCUCCUUUGAGCUGCUGCUAGGAUGCAUCCACAUGUUGAUCUAAGUAUAACAAACGUCUACUUGAAGACAUUUUUAAUGUUGCAUGGGGAAAAUGGAGAAAUUAACAGAACACAAAGAUUCAGUUGAACAAUUAAGACUCACAUUAGUAGCAUUUUAUACAAAAAAAGGUAAUGUAAUAAAAGAUAACACAUUUCAAACUGUUUACAACAAUCAUCAUCUGAGGAAUCAGUGUGACAAAGGUCAUUACAAAAAUGCUUAUGUCACAUAGCAUUCUGUAAUAACUUUUCCUCAAAUAUUUUAUAUUCCAUAUUUGUUUUUGGUGUUUAUAGGGAUGGCUCAUUAGCUGUUUACAUAUUUGCAGGAACAUAUCAAUUUAAGGAAGCAGGAAAGACCAGAAAACCAACACACAAUACAGCCUUUGUGCAUUAGCGUAGUAAUAAUAUAUCCUAAUAUAAAUUAUGUAAAUGUUGUAGUGCAGGGGUGUGAACCUUGCGGCCACCCCUACUUACAGCCCGUAUAUAGAUCUUGAAGUUACUUUUUUUGUUAGAGAGGAUUUGCGGGAAAAAACUGCAUUCACGUUUGCAGUUUUGUCUUGUUAUACAAUACUUGAAAUUUUAAAAAAAUUCUCUUUUGGAAAUAUUUGUGGGUGUUUUCUUGUUUGUUUCUUUUAAAGUGGCCCUCCAAUGAGAUGACAGUGCCAACAGUGGCCCACAGCUUACGUUUGAGACCCCUGUUGUAGUGUGUUGCAAUGUUAGAAUAUAAAGCAUCUGCAGAAGGCUGUUACUGUAAAAAUGAAACAAAAAUUAUUUCUGUUCAUCUAUAAACUUAUGUUGACAAAAAGAAUACAUCUACAAUGUGAUGAACCUUACCAUUGCCAUUGUUUCUUCUGCACUUUAAUAAAGAAAUGCCCUAAAAA